AUGAGUUCACGCUCCUCCCCCCCAACAAAAAGGGUGAAACUCGAAGACUUGUCUCCAGCAGCUGAAAUAUCUGGUCUUGGUUCCAAACUUGGGCUUGAAGAAGCUGUUGGCAUUUCAGACGACGAGCCUGAGGCUGAUGAGUCAGACGAUAAUUGUAGCAUUUGUCUGCAUAGUGUUGUAGACCGCACGGUGGUACCAAAAUGCUCUCAUGAAUUUUGUUUUGAAUGUCUUUUAGUUUGGACGGAGCAAUCUCGACGCUGCCCUCUUUGCUCUCAGCCCAUCGGAGAAUAUCUGAUUCACAGCAUCAGGUCUCGCUAUGACUAUCGAAAACACUUCCUUACCCCCUUACGUACUUCGCCCGCUCCAAUUGUUUCGUCUCAACGGAACGAGACGUUGAUAGACGCACGACGCAACGCUCGGAGAAGACAAAGGGAGCGUGAGUGGAGCCGGAGAGACGGAGAUGAAAGGGAGCAAGCUGAUAAGCUGGAGGUCUCCAUUAUGAAACGCAGAUGGAUUUACCAGCACGACCUAUACGCAAAGCAUGUCGCGUCUAAUUCUUACACGAAGUAUCGUCCCUACCCCACACCUUCCCAAUUUUCCUCCUCCCCGGAUCUCAUCUCACGAACGACCACGUUUUUCAGGCGCGAAUUGCAAGUGUGGGAGGGACUGGAUGUGGAGUUUUUGACCACACUCAUCAUUUCGUUAAUGAAAUCCAUUGACAUUCGAUCUGAGUCAGCAGUGAAGCUACUGUCAGAAUUUCUCGACAUGGAUGCGCCAUAUGUGCCAGGCGGAAGACAUGCGAACGCCGAGCAUUUUGCUCAUGGAAGGAGGUAUCCAAGCACCACUAGUGCCCAUAAUGAAUUGUUGGCCAAAAGCCCUGCAUCCCGCAAUCGGAGUCCCUCUGAUCCUCGUCAAAGAAGGAUGCAUCACUCUCAAAGGGCCGGAGAAAGGAUUUCCGUUGUUGAUAGACCGUCUUUUGGCGAAAAGGCAAUCACUCAUGUUGAACGGCAUAUGAUUUCCGCGUCGGAGAGAACACCAACGCCACUCAUCCCUGAUAACGACAUACGAAGCUGUGGUACCAAUAAUGGAAAGGGGAAGCGCAGAGCCGACGACGGCGACAUUUCUCUUCCUCUGAACCCACGUCCAGGCACGACAGAAAAAUCUAGUGAACCUCAAUCAGAACCGCUUACUGCAACGCAUGAACCAAGGGGACGCAAUGAGUCCAAGGGUCAGGAUUGUGGAUCCAGGGUAGGAAGGACACCCCGUAACCGCAACCUUCAUUCUAUUUUUGUUCACCCUACCAUUCUCCAGAACAAAAGCAACACUAUCGAUUGCCUAACCAUCGCUUCUAGCUCCUCCGUCCCUGGCAUUCACUCAUGGGAAACGGCAGGUCAACCGCGAUCACCGCUGUCUAACCCUCUUCAAGAAUCAUCCCGACUGGCUGAAAUAAUUAAACAACAUACGAACUCCCAUGCGCCACCGCCACCAUUUAACGAAGGGCUCGUGAAACUUGACGCUAAUUUCUCGGACCGCCUUGCCCAACCUGCGCCAACUUCAGCUUCCCAUCCUUCCGAUUCGCAUCUUGCCUUAUCCACUGGUUCACAGGCUGGGCAGUCGAAGCUGCUGGCCCGCUUAGACAACGAAAAGCUAGAGGCAUGGAGUGCGAGUUAUCGCCACGACAAUGUACAAGAGGUUCUAGACUCGGAAACCGACAUCAUGGCGCCUGAAUCAAGUGCAAAAGAAGCAGCCUUGAGGUUGCGCGCCCGCUUACAUGCUCGACUUGUCACAGAAAGGCGAAAGGGUGGAUAUCUGAAUUCCUAAAUCGGAUAUGUUGUGACGGAUUUGGAAUUCCGCAUAAAUCACAGAGUCACCGUCGCAUCUCGUUACGUACCAAAUACGAUGUUUGUCCUAACCCUUCUUGGAUGUCGAGAAGAUGACAAUAACCGAUUCCAUUGGAUGGUGGACGAUAGGGAUAUAACUGUAAUUGAACAAUCAUCAUCAUGAAGAACAUGAGUAUUGGGGUACACUGCUGACCAGAAAAUGUGUGUCUGGUCGCUGGGAUACCGCAAAGUGAGAAAAAUUCUGUCAGCAUAAUUAUAAGAGUGAUAUGAUGCAAAGGU
Molecule: messenger RNA, 2120 nt
Organism: Laccaria bicolor S238N-H82
Lineage: Eukaryota; Fungi; Basidiomycota; Agaricomycetes; Agaricales; Hydnangiaceae
Exons: 9
Coding region: 1-1821 (606 amino acids)
Biological process (GO): protein polyubiquitination; protein monoubiquitination
Molecular function (GO): ubiquitin protein ligase activity
Source: RefSeq, a predicted model, not a curated record